AUGGAGCUCGUGGCGCGUCAAGGAAUGAAGCGCAAGCACGUCAAACGAACGACUGGAUGCCACACUUGUCGCGAGCGGAAGGUGCGCUGUGACGAAAUGCGGCCGAGAUGUCAGAAUUGCGUCAAAUAUGGCCGCACCCACAAUGUUCAGUGUACAUAUGACGCGGUAGGAGCUGCAGCUGAACCUCCACGUCAGCACUCCCUUCUAGAGAGCUUUCUCAACGGAUCGCCAACCAUGAAAUUGCCUAUAACAUAUUUGGAUCAGACGUUGGAUAUCACGACCAGAGAACACUUCUUGAUACACCACACAAUCACGAUCAGCCACGAAAUGCAGCAUUGUCAGAUGACAGAUGUCAAUCUGGGCUCCAAACUUUACGUCAGGGCAAUACAGCACGCAAAUGAGAUGCCAUUACUCCGCGACUGCAUUUGCGGCGCCGCCAUCCAACAUCUUUAUGAGCUUUCGAAAUCCGUCCAGAUGCUAUGCGAGAAGUAUCUAUAUCGCGAAAAAGUAUUGGUCGGGCUACGUCAACAUCUAGCAUCUGGGGACAAGCUGAAUUGUGGUGCUAUACUUGUUGCAUGCAUGAUGCUCUCCUGGGACGCCUAUGACUCAGAGGAAUUCUUUCGAUCUAUCCAAGGACUCUUUUUGGUUUUGUCUAAUGAGGAUGCGAAUAAUGAGCAAUCCGAUCUUACCAAGCUCUUUCUCCCACUGGUGGGUGAUCAGCAGAUCAGCAGAUGGCGCCAAAAUCAGUCCGAGUUGCUAAGCAGCGCCAUGCAAUCGUUGAAAAAGCUUGCGCAGCUUGUCAGAGAAAAACCUUUGCUGCUUCGCGCAGCUAGAGAACUUCAGAAUCACCUUGUCAAUAUGCUCCCCUUACAGAACAGACGACUACCGGAACCCGCCCAACUAAAAGCGCUCUACCCAGUGCGCUCCUGGAUGCCAUGGAUCCCUACAUUCCUGGAACAUGUCCGCGAACACAAGCAAUUUAUUGCUCCGUCCCUGGCGAAUUACGAAAUGGUCAAGAUGGCUCAAGCUUUGGUCCUUCCAGACAUCAGACACUCGAUAGGAUUGCGCGAAAGGGCGUUAGCGAUCCAGUCAGCGUCAGAUCAGUUAGGGUCUGGAUUUAUAUCCUGCAAUGUGCAUACAUCCAGCGUCAUGCAAGGGCCGCUGUUAAUGGCUCGAGCCUUUAUGAUGUCUUCCGAAGCUGAACCUCUGGUAGACAGAUAA
This is a messenger RNA of Aureobasidium melanogenum CBS 110374, 1221 nucleotides long. RefSeq lists its product as uncharacterized. Gene Ontology annotation, molecular function: zinc ion binding; DNA-binding transcription activator activity, RNA polymerase II-specific. NCBI's taxonomy places the organism in Eukaryota, Fungi, Ascomycota, Dothideomycetes, Dothideales, Saccotheciaceae. The record is from RefSeq and is a predicted model, not a curated record. The transcript is spliced from 5 exons. Gene Ontology annotation, biological process: regulation of transcription by RNA polymerase II. The coding region runs from base 1 to 1221 and encodes 406 amino acids.